GCCCGGCGCGGUGCCGCGGGCUCGGGAGCCACAUCCUGCACCGGGGGAACGGGGCACCGGGACCGGUGGGAACCGCAUCGCCGCGGCCGCCCCGCGCCGCCGCCCACGAUGUGGUGGGACGAGCGGGUGUCGGCGCGGUUCCGGAGGAACCUGCAGCCCACCCUCACCUACUGGAGCGUCUUCUUCAGCUUCGGCCUCUGCAUCGCUUUCCUGGGGCCCACGCUGCUGGAUCUGCGCUGCCAGACCCAGAGCUCCCUCUCCCAGAUCACCUGGGUCUUCUUCUCCCAGCAGUUCUGCCUCCUGCUCGGCAGCUGCCUCGGAGGGGUCUUCAAGAGGACGUUGGCUCAGUCCUUGUUUGCACUCUUUGCCUCGUCACUGGCAAUCUCCUUGGUCUUUGCCAUCAUCCCUCUGUGCCACAAUGUGGUGGUCCUGGCCGUGGUCAUGGCUGUGGCAGGACUGGCCAUGGGUUGCAUUGACACUAUCUCCAACAUGCAGCUGGUGAAGAUCUACCAGAAGGACUCGGCCAUCUUCCUGCAGGCCCUUCACUUCUUCGUGGGCUUUGGAGCGCUGCUAAGCCCACUGAUAGCUGACCCUUUCCUCUCGGACACCAACUGCAUCCUCUCAAACUCCACGGCCAAUGCCUCCAGCAACCUCCCUCACAUCCGCAAGUCCCUGGUCCCGCACCAUCCAGGCAACCUGUCUCAUUACGACCUGCCGAUGAAAGGCAUGGUGGUCACACGCGUCUCCUACGCCUUCUGGAUCAUGGCCCUCAUCAACCUGCCGGUCCCCAUCGCGGUGUUUUUCUUGCUCUACAAGGAGCGGAUGGUGCCGUGCUUCAACAGCAGCAGCCACCCACUGCUCUCGGCCGACGAGCUGGCGAUGGAAACGCGGCCCGUGGAGAAGGACGAUCUCUCCACCACCGUGCAGAGACCCCAGGGAGCAGGAGGUCAUGAUGACUUAUUUAGCUGCUGCCAAAGCAAAAACUUCAGAGGGGCUUCUUACACCUACUUCGCAGUCCACAUCACUGGGGCUCUUGUUCUCUUCAUGACUGAUGGGAUUGUGGGAGAGUACUCGGGCUUCAUUUACAGCUACGCGGUGGAAGAGCCCCUCUCUGUAGUACACAAAGUGGCUGGCUACCUGCCCAGCCUCUUCUGGGGAUUCAUCACGCUGGGCAGGCUCAUCUCCAUCCCAGUGUCCUACCGAAUGAAACCAGCAACUAUGGUCUUCAUCAAUGUGGUCGGAGUCCUGAUAACCUUCCUCCUGCUCCUGAUUUUCUCCUACAGCGUUGUCUUCUUGUUUGUGGGGACUGCCUCUCUGGGCCUGUUUCUCAGCAGCACGUUCCCCAGCAUGCUUGCCUAUACUGAGGACAUCCUCCAGUACAAAGGCUGUGCCACAACCGUGUUAGUGACCGGAGCUGGAAUUGGAGAGAUGGUACUGCAGUUACUGGUGGGAUCGAUUAUACACGAUCAGGGCAGCUACAGCUUCCUGGUCUGUGGGAUGAUCUUUGGAGGCUUGGCCUUUACCUUCUACGCUUUCCUCUUGUUUUUCCACAGGAUGUACCCCAAGCCCUCAUCAGAUAUGGAUGAUGCCUCACCUGACAAACCAGCAGUAAUGGAUGACACAGGACAGUAUCAGCGCUAAAGAAGUGGCCAAGCUCCAGCCAAGCAAUAAAACAACACCCAGUUAAGCAUUACUAUUAAGGAUGAUUUCACGUUUAAUGACUGAAUCACGCAAGUUUUCUGCAAUCAAAAGCACAUUAGAUUGGGUAAGUCAGAAUCAAGAAAACAUCCUAAAACACUGCAUCAAGCUAAGCACAAGCUGCCCCUCUCACAUGUACCAGAACGGCAUCUGUAACCGUCAGCCUGACCCUGUGCCUGGGAGGCCACGGUCCAGGGCAGGGGUGCUGGGACAACAGUCACUCCUGCAAAUGAACUUUCUUACCAGUUCAGGAUGGGGAAGGAAGAGGUUCUCUGUCCCAUCUCUAAGACUGAGUAUCUCCUGAUUUAGUCACUGAACUUAUCAGAUUUUUUUCUUUUGGCCUGUAACAUACCUAUGCCCCUACAAUUUUACAGCACAAUACUGGAUUUGAAUUAAUUUUUGUGUCACGCUGACUCAAGCAUGCACACUUCCACUGGGGAAAAAUGACACAAUUGGUAAACCCCCUCCAAGUGCACAGUGGUAGCAGGACCUAUCUCUCUUUGCACAGUUGAUUCUUGUAUAUUAACAGUAUCAGACAUGUUUGCUAAGACAGUGUCUUAUUCAGCAUGCUAGGGUCUCUUGAUUAUUAAAAUCAUUAGCUUUUUUUUUUUUUUUUUUGAGCCAAGAUUGAGUUGUGAUGGUUUGUUUUGCUUAAGUCACUAGUUUAGCUGCUACAGUUGCAGUGUCUUUUAGGGUGGUUUUAUCGCUAGCUUCCAGUUGAAGCUUAAACAGAGGUAUUUGGGAGCCAGCCUCCAGCUGCUUAAUCUGUGCAAUACUUAUUAUACCAGGUGCCUUCUGUAAGGUACUCUCAUAACCCACGCAUGACCUGUUACAAGCUAUGAAGAAAGGACUGGCUUUAGAAGAGUAUAAAGCUACAUACAUCUAUUUCUUCAGUGAGUGAUUGGACAUGUAUUUUUUGCUUUAACUGCUGUAUGUGGAUGUACAUAUGUACGUGUGUAUAUAAAGCAGUGUUUAAUUAAAGGUGAUUGAUUGCUAGAUUCUCAGCACGACUGGGCUCGGGUAACUUAAGCCGUUUCUGGCCAAGACUACUGGCUACUACCUUCACCAGUUCUAGCUUUCAAAUUCCGACUGAAGUUUAACUUAAACUAGUUCUAGCAUUUCUGGUUUUCCAAGUACUAGGUCUUACCUUCCAUAAAAUAUCUUCACAAGCUCCCACGGGUGGUUCUGUAGAAAAAGACUCAAGACAGUAGACUUGUGGAAUUGACUUUGCACACCUAAGGCUGAGUGUGCAUCAGCCCAAUGCAGAAGUGGAUGAAGGCGGUUGAACUCUGGGCUUAACUCAGCCACGGACCCCAGGAGCCCUCCUGCCUCACAGCCAGUGCAGCCCAUGCUGUAAUGCUUCUCUAGUACCACAGGAUGCCACUGUUACUCUCCUUGAGAUAUCCAGAAUGAAAAAAGGAUGCACUGCAAAACCCACUUGCAGCAAAAAAACCCCAAUCUGUCAUUAACAGAGCUCCUCCCACCAUGACAGCAUUCUCUCCAUUCCUAUACAGAGGAAAUGAGCACAAAACAAUACAACGAGGGAGUUUGUUUUGAAAGAAGUCUACUCAGAUUACAUAUAUAUCACACCAGGGACUUGUCAGCUAUUAAAAAAAAGCUUUCUGUCCUUGCAGAGUGAUACUACAUAGCUAAAUGCUAUUGCCGGAGUAACAGUGCUUUUGUUAGAAGUGUACUUGACAAUUCAGAUCUCUGCUUUGCUAUCGGCGCUAGACAGAACAGAGCUACUCACCAAAGGAAAUUUUCACCAGGAGAGAACAGUACCUGAUCUGGCAAAACAACUGUGCAGCCACUUACAAAGCCAGCAACAGCAACUCCAUCCCGGUCUCCACUGAAGCAAGAUGUGAGAGCCGGUGCUGCUGGGCACAGAUGGGUUAGCUCAAGGUCUGAUGAACUCCCCCUUACCACAGAGCGAGCUGCCCUGCAGCUGUAACUUUCAAUUUCCUCUACUGAAAAACACAGCCAAAAGAUCAGAAACUUUGUUAAAAAUAUUUAUUUAAAAAAAUACAAUUGUUUUGCAUGUCUGGUUGCACAUAACUAUUAACAUAUGAUUGACUUGAAUAAUUUGCUACAAUGCUUUUUUAAAGCCAGCUUGCAUUAUACAAAGCAAAUCCCUCUGUCAGUUCUUACAUAAAAUAGUUUUCUUUAACUAUUCCCACCCCAUUUUUAAAAAAGAUUGCAAUACAUUGAUUUUUUUUUUUUUUUUUUUUUGCACAAAAAUUGAAGCAAUAGAAAAGUCACCUGAUUUCUCAGGAAAGACCUUCAUUAUGUUUGAAUAACAACUGCCAAUAACGCCACUCUUUAAAAGCAGCUUCUGUUACUUUGAAGAGUCAUUACAGUGCACUUCCUCCAAAGUAAGUUUUGCCUCCAAAUUGUAUUCAAACCUGAAAUGUGUUCAAAUAACUGCAUAUCUGCUAUAAACAAGUUGAUCAGACUUUUUUCAAUAUGGUAUCAACAUGCUGAAGGUCUUCCUAGUAUGUUAUCUUGGAAGGUUAAAUAAAAGCAAAUUUAGUAACACUGAACAAUUACUGAAAACUUUGGCUAUUUAUGUACUUGCAUUACAUACCAGCAUUUUUUUGAAAACACAAUGGCAUUAAGAUACUCUUAUUAUAAGGUAUUACUUUCAAAAAAGUUAGACUGAGAAGCUAUUCUCUCCCCGGCAAGUUUACCCAACUGUAAUAAGAACACCCAAGCGGUGUAAGAUUACAGUUGCCUCUAAAAGACCAGGUCUAGAAAAAGUCUCCAGUGUAGGAAGUUAAGACACUCACUACAACGUAACUUGCUUUGUCUCUUGACUCGGUACUGUAUAUAUAUAUAUAUCUAUAAAAAAAAAAUGCAAUUCUGUUCUGGAAA
Tyto alba (common barn owl) is the source of this 4569-nucleotide messenger RNA. RefSeq names its product major facilitator superfamily domain containing 4A (gene SLC60A1). The transcript has 10 exons. The record is from RefSeq and is a predicted model, not a curated record. Bases 109 to 1641 code for a protein of 510 amino acids. Lineage: Eukaryota; Metazoa; Chordata; Aves; Strigiformes; Tytonidae.